CUAGCGUGGCUUACAUGUGCACCACCCACUAUAUGGGAUGUAUCGGGUGGUGUGCAUCGAGGCGCACGCCUGCCCCUUGGUGGCUGAACGAGCAUGGGCUCGCAGUUGGCUGACGAGUGUGGUGUCUGCGGCCAUGGAUGAUUAUGAGGCCUGCACUGGAGAUGUGUGCUGGCUGCUGGAUCCCAGCCUGAUGGCCCGAAGUGGGCUCAGUCUCGGUCUGUGACCUCCAGCCAUGGCACUUGAGACAACAGAGCUUCCUACUCACAAGUGGAGCUCCAGCGAGGCGGAGGGGAAAGCUCACUCUAAUGCUGUCUCUCCCUGCUGCAGCCCAGAGGGGGUGGAGGCAGGCAGCCAUGACAGUCUCCUACACGCUGAAGGUGGCCAACGCCCAGUUUGGGGGCUUCUCCAAGCUGCUCUUCAGGUGGAAGGGGAGCAUCUACAAACUGCUCUACAAGGAGUUCUUUGUCUUUGUCAUGCUGUACGCGAUGCUGAGCAUCACUUACCGGCGGCUGCUGACUGAAGAGCAGAAGCGGGUCUAUGUGAAAGUGGCUCAGUACUGCAACCGCUCCACGGACCAUCCCAUGUCCUUCGUCUUGGGUUUUUACGUCACGCUGAUCGUGAACCGGUGGUGGGCUCAGUACACUAGCAUCCCGCUGCCUGACCAGCUGAUGUGCGUCAUCUCCAGCACCGUCCAUGGGAAGGAUGAAAAGGGGAGGAUCCUGCGGCGCUCGCUCAUCCGUUACGCCAACUUAUCCUCCGUGCUCAUCCUGCGCUCUGUCAGCACCAGGGUGCUCAAGAGGUUUCCAACCAUGGACCAUUUGGUAGAAGCAGGCUUCAUGACACAGGAAGAGCGCAAGAAGUUUGAGAGCCUCCACUCGGACUUUAACAAGUACUGGAUCCCCUGCGUGUGGUUCACCAACCUGGCUGCCCAGGCGAGGCGAGAUGGGCGGGUCAGGGAUGACGUGGCCCUCCGCUUACUCAUAGAUGAGCUGAAUCUGUACCGUGCCAAAUGCAGCAUGUUGUUCCACUAUGAUUGGAUCAGCAUCCCACUGGUGUACACACAGGUAGUCACAAUCGCUGUCUAUUCCUUCUUCGCCUUCUGUGUGAUCGGGCGGCAGUUUCUGGAGCCCCUGGACCCAGAGCAAGAUCAGGACCAGGAUCUGGAUCUGUACGUCCCUCUGACCACCCUCCUGCAGUUCUUCUUCUAUGCCGGCUGGCUGAAGGUCGCAGAACAGAUCAUUAACCCAUUUGGAGAGGACGACGAUGACUUUGAAACUAACAAGCUGAUCGACAGGAACUUGCAGGUGUCCCUGCUCUCCGUAGAUGACAUGUACCAGAACCUGCCUCUAACAGGGAAGGACAAAUACUGGAAUGAAUCCACAGCUCAGCCACCUUACACCAUCGCCACAGCUGCCGAGACCUUGAAGCCCUCCUUCCUGGGAUCCACCUUCGAUAUGCGGAUGAGUGAUGACCCGGAGCAAAGCCAGCAGGAGGCCUCACCCAGCCUGCCCCGCAUGCACACACCCUUGCUCAACCGCUUCCUGACUGCAGCCGCCUCCCCCGCUGUCAGCCUGAAGAAUUUCGGGAGGAGCAACCGGGCCCACCACCACCUUUUGCGCCUAGGGGAGGGCGGCUUCCCCUCUCCCAACCCCCGCUGCGGCGAGGGCCCCGAAUUAGUGGGCCGCAUCGAGGAGGAAGAGACAGAAGAUGAGGCCAGCGAGCCCCCCACGCCUGGCACCCGCCUCAAGGCACCCAACCGGCUGGAAGCCUCACAGGGGCCGCGGAAGGAGAACCAGAUCCGAGUGAGGCAGCCCUCCGACGAGAGCAUCGACAUUGACCAGUCGGCUGCCUAGAGGCAGCAAGCUCAGCAUGCCGUGUCACGCCACUCUCAGUGCGAGCUGCGCCCCCGGGCCCUGUCCUCUAGGCCUGGCAGCUCAUGUGAUGGUGCCGCCAGCUAAGGGCCUGAUCCAAAACCCACUGAAACGAAGGGAAAGACUCCCCCCGGCUCAGUAGGCAUUGGAGCAGGCCCCUAGGGCCGGAAGCCAGA
Molecule: messenger RNA, 2047 nt
Organism: Gopherus evgoodei (Goodes thornscrub tortoise)
Lineage: Eukaryota; Metazoa; Chordata; Testudines; Testudinidae
Product: bestrophin-4-like
Molecular function (GO): chloride channel activity
Source: RefSeq, a predicted model, not a curated record